Molecule: messenger RNA, 1889 nt
Organism: Stegostoma tigrinum
Lineage: Eukaryota; Metazoa; Chordata; Chondrichthyes; Orectolobiformes; Stegostomatidae
Gene: ankrd63
Exons: 3
Coding region: 1-1683 (560 amino acids)
Molecular function (GO): protein binding
Source: RefSeq, a predicted model, not a curated record
AUGGAGCCAGCCAGAGAGGAGCAGGGCGGCCGGGCCUUGCUGAGUGCCAUUUCUAAGGGUCAGUUACACUUGGCUCGCUUCUUGCUAGAGGCGGCGGACGGGAGUCUGCUGGAGAGCCGGGACCCGGGGGCUCGGACCCCGCUCAUGUACUCGGUGUUGCUGCCGGCUCCCGCCGCCCGGGCCCGCUUCAUGCGGCUGCUGCUGGAGCGGGGAGCCCGGGUGGAUAGCAGCGAGCGGACGGGCCGCACGGCCCUCAGCCUGGCGUGUGAGCUCGGUUUCCUGGACGCGGUGAAGCUGCUGGUGCAGAGCAGCGCUGACCCGGAGCUGGCUGACCAUCGCGGGGACACCCCGCUGCUGUACGCGGCCGCCUCCGGCCACAGGGACGUGAUCGCCUUCCUGCUCCGGGCCUUCAAGCGCCUGGGUCUCGACAUCGAGCGGCCCAACCGGGCGGGACACACCGCUGGCCAAGUGGCCAGGCUCCUGGGCCAUCGCGACUGUGCCCUGGCGCUGGAGGCAGCGGCCAGGAGAGGGCGGGGGAGAGGCCAGCUCCCACCUGACCAGCUCGCUGGCCAUUCCCCUGAUCACUCCCCUGGCCAUUCCCCUGAUCAUUCCCUUGGUCACCCCUGUGGUCACCCCCCUGGUCAUCCCCCUGUUCAAUCCUCUGGUCCCUCCUGUGGCCACCCCCCUGGUCACCUCUCUGGUCAGCCCCCUGAUCACCCUCCUGGCUAUUUUUCUGGUCACUCGCUUGGCAUUCCUCUGGUCACUCACCCGGACACUCCCUCGGUCAUUUCCUUGGUCACUCCCCUGGUGACCCCCCUGGUCACCCCUGUGGUCAUCCCCCUGUUCAAUCCUCUGGUCCCUCCUGUGGCCACCCCCCUGGUCACCUCUCUGGUCAGCCCCCUGAUCACCCUCCUGGCUAUUUUUCUGGUCACUCGCUUGGGUCUCGAACACCUCCUUGGUCACCCCAGGGCCCCCUUGGCCUUGGACAUGGACAAAGUAGCUCCUUUUGGGGCUGGCCGGGAUGCCAUGGGAUCCAUCGAUGAGGAGAGGGAUCAGGAUGACGGUGCGGAUCUGGCACAGGACCACCCCCCAUCCCACUGGGAACACCGGUCACCUCAGCUCUGCUCGCACAGCCUCCAGGAUGGUGGUGACCCCUGCGCCAGCCUCCUGCCUCCUCUCAGCAGUUUCUCGAAGAUCUGCACCCUCAGAGGGCCGACCCUUUCCUCCCCUCGGCCGGCCAAGAGCGAAACCGAGACCCGGAGGCAGCGGGCGGCGGCUUGGACCCGGGCUAUCCCGGAGAUGUCGACGCCCGCCGAGAGAGGGUCAGCCGCACAAGGCAGGGACUCCCGGGGGCUGACCAGUUACUUCCAGAAGAGAUGCAGCCUCCCCACCAAAGCCCUGUCUCCCUACCCACCAGAGAAGCAGCCCCCCUCCAGCAAAGCCAAGGACUCGCCCAGUACUAGCUAUGCCACCUUCACUGUCCUGGGCAGCCGACUCCUCAGGCGCUUUACUUUCCCCAAUUUUGAGACGUGGAACAAGCCCCAGGGCGCAGAGCCUGCCUGCAGGCUGCCCCGAUCAGAGACUUUCCCAGUCAGAAAGGACCACCCGCAGAUCUCCAACAAGCCCAGCAUCGACAGCAUCAGUGCAGUCCAGUGCGAAUUCCCAUUCUUAAAUAAAUCUUAAAGCUUAGGGGAGACUGGCCGUGCCAAACCAACGAAAGAAAAAAUGCCCCACAGUAUCCAAGGAUGUGCGGGUCAGCCACGGGGAAUACCCCGUGCGGAGUAGCGGGAAUUGCGCGGGAUGCUCUAUCGGAGGGGAUGUGCAGCCUCGAUGGGCGGAAUGACCUGCUUCCGCGCUGUAGGGAUUCUACAACUCUGAACAAAACAAAA